This is a messenger RNA of Myiozetetes cayanensis, 2227 nucleotides long. RefSeq names its product adenylate kinase 7 (gene AK7). Gene Ontology annotation, cellular component: cytoplasm. Gene Ontology annotation, molecular function: AMP kinase activity; ATP binding; ATP hydrolysis activity. Gene Ontology annotation, biological process: nucleobase-containing compound metabolic process. The record is from RefSeq and is a predicted model, not a curated record. NCBI's taxonomy places the organism in Eukaryota, Metazoa, Chordata, Aves, Passeriformes, Tyrannidae. The coding region runs from base 12 to 2189 and encodes 725 amino acids. The transcript has 18 exons.
CGCCUGUGGCGAUGGCGGAGCCGCCUGUGGCGAUGGCGGAGCCGCCGCGGGGCCGUCGCGUCUUCCUCAACCACCUCGACUCCUACUGCGGCCGCACCAUCGGCGAGUAUUUGUCCAGGUGUGUUGUUGGGGCGUCACUUGAAAAGGAAGAGGAAGAGGAAGAAGAGGAGGAAGAUGAAGAAGAGGAGAAAGCUGUUGAGGUUCCUAGUAGCCCAGAGGAAGUCUACGAAAUAGUGGGUACUCUUUCUAAACCAGGGAGUACAAAACCACGUUUUGCACAGGAAAUAUAUGCAGUCUCUCCUCGAGAUGAACUCUUAAAUCACUUGCUUGAGUGUGAGGUUGUUUUAUAUAAUAUCACUGAGGAUACAGAUCAAAUCGAGGAAGCAACGUGGGCUGCUUCUGCCUUACAUAAGGAAAUAGAGAAUUUUGCAAAACCAAAGUUGUUCAUCCUCAUCUCAACAAUAAUGACCUGGGCAAAUACAAAACCCACUGACCCUGAAAAUCCUGAGGCUCCUUUUACUGAUGAAGAUUAUCGCAAAAGAAAACCUCAUCCAAACUUUGUGGAUCACACAAAUGCUGAAAAACUCAUUGUGAAACUUGGAAAAACUAACAAAAACAAAUUUUCAACUUAUGUUGUUGCCUCAGGACAUCAAUACGGAGCUGAGGAAGGAGUCUUCCACUAUUUUUUUAAGAUGUGUUGGCUUAGUGAGACUCCUGAAAUACCUGUUUUUGAAGAUGGAAAGAAUUAUAUUCCAACCAUUCAUAUUCUUGAUUUAGCAGCAGUGUUGCAAAAUGUAGCAGACCACAGACCAGAAGUUCAGUAUAUGCUUGCAGUGGAUACAUCCAAGCACACACUUGAAGAAUUAAUAAAGUGCAUCAGUAAAAAUGUUGGACCAGGAAAAAUUCAGAAGAUUCCUAAAGAAAAUGCAUUCCUGAGCAAAGAUUUAACACAAAUGAAUUUGGACAUGUUGCUUGUGAACCUGCAAAUGGAAUCUACUGUUCUGAAAGAGGCUUUCAACAUUAACUGGGUUGCCGAGGCAGGACUGAUAGAGAACAUUGAAAAAGUUGUCAAGGAAUACAAGGAAAGUCGAGGAUUACUGCCUCUCAAAGUUUACAUUCAUGGUCCUCCUGGGGUUGGCAAAUCCACCAUUGCUGAGGAGCUCUGCAAACAUUACAGGCUACAUUACAUUAAGAUAGAUGAUGUGAUUUCUGAAAAAAUUGCACAUCUGGAGAAAAUUGUGGCUAAAGAACAGGACACUGGAGUAGAGGAGGGGGGAGAUGAGGCAGAGGAGGAGGGUGAAAAUGUAGAAACAGCACUGGAGUUAUUAGAUGGAAUAAAAGAAAACAUGGAGCUGAAUAAAGGUCGUCUAGAUGAUCAGUUUAUUGUUACAAUUGUGAAGGAUAAGCUCCAAUCUAUGCCCUGUAAAAAUCAGGGAUAUGUUUUAGAUGGGUUCCCAGAGACCUACAGUCAGGCAAUGGAACUUUUUCGUGCAGAAGAUGAAGAGGAAGAAGAAGAAAUAAAAAGCAAAAUACCUAAAUGUCAUAAGAUAAUCACACCUGAAUUUGUUUUUUCUUUGACUGCAUCUGAUGAAUUCCUUCUAAACAGAAUAACAAAUCUGCCAGAGAGUGUCGUUGCUGGGACUCAUUAUACUCAGGACAGGUUCCCGCAAUCUCUGAAACUCUUCCGAGAUUCCAACACAGAUGAUACGACAGUUCUCAACUAUUUUGAUGAACUUGAAAUACAUCCUCAGUUUAUUGAUGUACCCAUAUAUGAAGAUCCUGAGAACAGAUUUAUUGUGCAAAAGAUCAUCACAGAAAUUGGAGAACCUCGAAAUUAUGGCUUGACAGAUGAAGAAAAGGAGAUUUUGGAACGCAAAGCAGCCGAGGAACGCCUUGCCAAAGAAGCCCAAGAAAAAGCUGAACAAGAGCGUAAAGAAGCUGAGGAAAAUGCUGAAAGGAUGGCAAGAUUGGAAGAGUGGAAUAAACAGCAGGAGGAAGUGAAAAGACAAGAACAAGAGUUACUGGAGGCCCAAUCCCUUCCACUACGAAACUAUUUAAUGAAGAAUGUCAUGCCAACACUUAUGCAAGGGAUAAAUGAAUGCUGUAGGAUCAGGCCAGAAGAUCCAGUCAAUUUUCUGGCAGAAUACCUCUUCAAGAACAGUCCUGAUAUUGACUGGAAUAAUCGUUAAAUCCUAGCAGCCAUGGGAAUUGUGAAAUAAAAAUGCAG